GAGGAGGUUCUGAGCUCCGUGAUGUGUUAGCAGAGGUUCAGUCUGAUGCUCAGACAGUCUGCAGCAGCAUCAUGGAGGUUACAGCUCUCUGCAUCCGACUCUUGGUGGAUGUGUUCGUCCUGCUGGCUGCACAAGUGGACCACAGUUACUCUGCUCAGAAAGCUGAUGCAGUUUUUCUUCGUGUUGAUCCAAAGAGACUUCAGUUCUCUGAAUAUGAGUCUUUCUCUGUGACCUGUGAGGGGACUGAUGGCGUCUCUGAAUGGAGAGUGAUGAGGAAGCUGCAGAAAGCCUUGAAGGCCAAUUCUUCUUCUAACACGUGCAUCUCAUUGGAGUCUUCCUGCACAUUUGAUCCUGCAUUUAUAAAGCACAGCGGAGAAUACUGGUGUGAAGACGAAGAUGGACGAACAAGUGACACCGUCAACAUCACUGUUGCUGGUUCUGUGAUGCUGGAAAUUCCUGAGCAGCCUGUGAUGGAGGGAGAUGAUGUGACUCUUCGCUGUAUCAACAAGAAAACUGAGUCUAACCACACAGUUGAUUUCUACAAAGAUGGCGUCCAUCUCGAGACGCGGUAUGACGACAUGAUCUACAUAAUCCAGAGUGUCUCCAAGUCUAAUGAAGGACUCUACAAGUGCAACAUCUCCGGAUGUGCAGAGUCACCUGAGAUGUGGUUGGCUGUAGAGAAACAAAAAACAGUCAUUACAGAACCUCCCAAAGACACUGAACUGUCAGACAGUGAUGUCCCUGAAACCCCCAUGUUAUGGAUUGUUGGUGUUUUAUUGGUGGCUCUGCUGUUGCUGCUGAUGGGAGCACUGCUCUGCAGCAAACACAAAGUCUGUCUUUCAUCUGGAAAAUCAUCACCAGGGCAUGACGACAACAUUGUCUUGAGAGAGGACAAUGUGACCGAUCCACAUCAUGCAACAUAUGCUGUUGUCAAUAAGCAAAGGAAGAGGAAAGGAGGAGAUGAUCCGAACCACAUGACAUACUCUUUUGUUACAAUGUCAGAACCAUCAGAGUCCAGUGCAGCCACCAGUGCACUAGAGGAGGGCAUCAUCUACUCUUCAGUCAACAUAAACAGACAGGUGAUGAGAGCAGCCAAUGAGCCACGUAGAAAGGAGGACGAUGUCAUUUACUCUUCCAUUAACAGAAAGUGACAGCUGACUGAAGACGAGGAGAUGCUCAGUUUAAAGCUCUGCUUCUGGAUUUCACUUUGCAAAGGAGGAAGACAUGCUCAGGGAUGUUACAGUAACUCAGCACCUUUUCAAUUUAUGACAUAGUUUUCAGUCUGUAUAGAAUAAUAUUUAAACUUGUAAAGAAAAGUAUGCUAAUUUGCUCCUUUUAAAUUACUUGCAAAGCCCAUUUUUAACAGCCUCUCCAUAACCAAUGCUGUAUUUUCAAUCAAAAACUAACAAGUGGUGUAAAUUCUGUCCAAAUACUGUUGUACUCUUUUUUUAAAAAGUGAAUCAUCUGCUUUUAUAUACAGUAACACACAAUUUCCUCCCUGUGAGUGGAUGUUUCUCCAGCUGUUGUAGUUCAGUUGAAGGAAAACCACAAUAAUAAAGAAAAAAAAGCCAAACGCAGCCUUUA
Molecule: messenger RNA, 1584 nt
Organism: Acanthochromis polyacanthus (spiny chromis)
Lineage: Eukaryota; Metazoa; Chordata; Actinopteri; Pomacentridae
Product: low affinity immunoglobulin gamma Fc region receptor II-like
Exons: 11
Coding region: 72-1151 (359 amino acids)
Biological process (GO): cell surface receptor signaling pathway
Molecular function (GO): transmembrane signaling receptor activity
Source: RefSeq, a predicted model, not a curated record